Messenger RNA from Fonsecaea erecta, 4275 nucleotides. RefSeq lists its product as hypothetical. The record is from RefSeq and is a predicted model, not a curated record. NCBI's taxonomy places the organism in Eukaryota, Fungi, Ascomycota, Eurotiomycetes, Chaetothyriales, Herpotrichiellaceae. The transcript has 4 exons. Bases 1 to 4275 code for a protein of 1424 amino acids. Gene Ontology annotation, cellular component: nucleus; exosome (RNase complex).
AUGGCGCAUCCCUACUCUUCCACCCCGUUGUACGCAGGCACGCCGUCAUACGCACCUCAACAGUCUUACUACCCGUCUUUUUCAUCUAAUGGCCUGCAGCAGCCGAUAAACACUCCUCCAGGCAUCCCUCAGCAGGUUCCGCCACCGCAGGGACAAAUCCAGACGCAUCCCGCCUACCAACAGCAGCCGUCGCCUGCUGCAAAUGGCCCACGAUUCGAUGUCAAUUCACAGAUUCGUCCUCCUGCGCCUCCUUUCCAUCCUCCGUUUCCCCCUCCUACUACUACGUUCAAUUCCGAUUUCUUCAAGCAAUUUGCAAGUGCGGGUUUCCCGCCUCCACCCCCUCCAAACUUUCCUCCAGUGCCAAUACCCGGUGCUGCAUAUCCGCAGCUGCCAGGUUCCGUGAAUACCUCCACUUCCUCACCCUAUCCUCAACAUGUGGCAGCUGGAGCCGCAGUCUUUGGCGCUGGCUUUGUUCCAAAUGAACAACCUCGCCAACAGACCGAAGAUCAAUUCAAUGGUGCGCAACCUGGCUCACGAGGUGGAAUGGAUGUGCAGACAGACACUCAGACGUAUGGCACUGUCCAAGGUGGAAUCUCACACCCUGCGCACACAUUUACCAAAGGAAGAGAUCGUGACAAGGAUCAGACACUUCCGUCUUUUGGCUCCAGAUCAGAUGUCGAUAUGCUAUUCGCGAGUGCCCAAAAGCAGGCUAUGGUGGGAGCAGUUGAACAGUCCAUGAUAGCUUCGCAUCCCCAAGAUACAAACCACGCCACCGAGCCUGAUUCAGCAGCUGAUGGAAAUGUCUCGCCGUACGACCCGACUCGUCCUGCGGCAAUCAACGACCGAGCACUAGGUGGCUUUGGUUCCUCUAGUAAACCCUCGAAAAGCGCCAAUCUGAGGCCAGUAGAGAGAAGCUAUGACAAUAAGUCCCUUGCUGAGCUGCGACAACUUGCGAAGGGCGCAGUUUUAUCGCUCGUGCCCCACAAGAUCCUCUACCCAGAUCUGGUCAAGGAAGGCAUAAAUCCCCAAAUCUUGCAUGAAUUGUAUGAAGAGCUCGGCCUCAGGACGGAACUUAGUCAAUCACAAGCCCGCGAGGAAGUGCACGGUGAGCAACAUCCUCUGGUUGGUGGCAAUGUAUCGUCGACAGCCUCGCAGCCACCGGCUUCAUCACAACCGAAGGCGGAAUUACAGAAGGACACACCCACAGUCUCAACGGCUCAGGCUAUAUCGCAAUCCUCGAUGAUUCUUCCCUCUUCCACCACCCUUGGCCUAAGUGGGAGCAGUGAGGUUAUAGCGCAACCGGCCAUCGUGGAUACCAGGAAUCAACAGUCGGUACCAAGUCCCAGUUUGGAGAGGAAAGAUCGCAUUGCCCAGUUGCUCGCUGCAAAGACAGGCCGUCCCACCCCUAACCCGACAUCAAGCACCCUGAGCCAGCGUGAAGGACCCAAACCGACUACUGUGACUACCGUAUCUGCGGACACAACCAGCGUUGCCAUGCCUUCCGCUAGUCCACAAAUUCCGUCGGUGCUGCCGGCAGAGCCGGUGGCUGCCUCUCAAGGAACGAGUGGAACGAAGCCGAAGGCUCAGACUGAGCUCGUGAAACAGAAAAUGGAAAAGCUGAAACGCGAAACGCAGGCAAAGACAGCAGGUAGUGUAUCGGAAGUUCCCACAGAGCCGGUGGCAAUCGGCCGCGAAAUCGGCAGCGAGCUUAUAAUGAACGUCCCCUUUGUCGAGAGCCUCAUGAAUUCGCCGGCAGACGGAAUAUCUGCCUUUGAGAGUCAACCCUCGAUGCCAUCGUUGAUACCGGGAUUGUUCAUGUCCUCGAAUGAACCAUCUGCUUUCGACGAGAUUGCAAGAUCAGCGAUCGAGGCAUCACUGAGCUCCACAGAGGGCAACAGACAAGCGAAGACUGCCGAGAAUGAAACGCCAGUUGGCCUGUCAAAUUUCCAGCCACUAUCGCCUUCCACAGUCCCAGCAAAACGGCCCUCGAACACAGAUUCAGCUAUGAUGGGCAUACCGCUUCCUAAGAAGCCGAACACACAACAGAAUCUGCCGUAUACACCAUCGCGACCCCUUCCAGAUGUUGAAGCCGACUACCAGUCGGAAGGGGAGAUUUUCGAAGAGCCCGAGAGCGACGCUAUGGCGAUGGGUACGGAUUCAGAGCAAGAUGUGCAAGAAGACGACGCAGCACCUGUUCUAAAUUCUUCGGCAGCCGCCUCAGUAUUGAAUAAGCCGACGCCCGUCAAUCAGACUCCGACAAUAGCAUUGCGAAAAGCCUCAACCGGUGACUCAGGAAAGGAUGAGUUGUAUCGUGCGAAACAGUCGGAGAUUGAAGCUAUGCGUCGCAAAAUUGCCGAGCUGGAGCAGCGAAACAAGCUCAAACGAACCAGAAGUCAAGUCGAGUCUCCAUCGUCCUCGAACCCGCCGACGCCCGCAGUGACCAAAGAAGAUCAACAACUGACCAGUUCACCUGUACCGCACACCGUGGAACUGCCUAGUGUCUCCCGGCCUGUAACUCAGCGCCAGCCUGUAGGUCCUACUGUCCCUCCGGUGAUCUCAAAACUAAGCCCUGCACAACUUCAAGAAAGAGAGGCAGCGUUGAAACAGGCACUCCUGAGACAGCGUGCUCAACGGCAGCAAGUGUUACAAGAAGGCUUGCCUGAUUUGAAUGCCAAAGUGAAAAAGACCGAGACGCGGUUGGAGGAUGUGCGUCAGGAAUUGGCACAAGUUCGUGCUCAAAUACAAACCACACACCUCGAAUUGGAUCGAUUAGGGCUGCAGGAGAAGAGAUUAGUUGAGGAAAUCUCCAAAUUCGAGGAGCAAUUGCAGGAAGGUCGAUCGGGUCAAAAAAGAUAUUCUGAUGAGCUGCAACAAAUCAGGCUUGAAAAGCUGGCCGAAGCUCAAGCGGCUCCCACCAAAGAGCAGUCGAUUGCUGGUCCAGAUCCAUCGCACCCGGCCACAGAUUCGAUCUCCGAGUCACAACUAGAUUUGAGCAACGGCCAUCUUGACAAUCGCGAAGAAACUAUGGAGACGCAACAGGGCUCGCUCAGCAUGCCCGCUGAUACUGUGGCUGCCAAGGAAACUGUCGACGCUGAGGUUGACGCUAGCAUGGAUCGCGAAGAUAUGCAUGGGGCGCUUCGGGGGAAAACCGAGCCCGCGCAGUCAAUUGGGAUUGCCAAUCCUGCACAGCAAAUUCAAGCAGAUGACAUGGAGAUCUCGCCUGAACCAGAAGAUUAUGUUGAAACGCAUGAGCACUUGCCAGAAAACGUGGAGACGAUGCAGCCUUCCGACGACGCCAUGGAUGUGGACAGCGACAGUAAUGGAAGUGCGAGCAUGUCUGGCUCAGAUGAUGAGGAGGAAUACCAACCAACAGCUAUCGAUACUUCACAGCCCAUGCAACAGUCCGAGGACGAGUCUGAGGAAUAUGAUCCUGAGACAGCGCCGGUUGACAGCGUCACGCCGACGACUGUGCCGGAAGAUGGGCUUCAAGACUUCCACGAGACUUCAGGGACUGCCGCUGCUAGCCGGCCCGAUACAGAUGCUGGGACUCCAGUCGAUAGAGCACGAGAUGUAUCGGGUGCUAUUGAGUCUGACACCUCUUAUGUCGACGCAGACGUCGGCGUCAAUGGAGUUGCUGCGGUGUCGGAAGUGCCAGCAAACACCAAAGAUGAUCUCGAGUCCGUGGACCAGUUGACCGAUGCUGACACCUUGGUCAGACCACCCCCUGGAUCAAGUCGAGAUACCGACGCGGUUCCGUUCUUGCAUGGUACCUGCGCACCACCUGCGCAUUAUGUGCCGUACAAGACACCACUUAGCGCUUUCAAAAGCUACCGCUUUCACUCCGACUACCCAGACACAGUCAAGACUGGCUAUCGCUCGUUGACGUAUAGCAACAACAUUGACCCGUCCCGACCCCUUUGUCCCACUGAACUUUCCGGCCAAAUUUGUACUGACCAUAGCUGCGAGGAACAGCAUUUUGCCCAGCUUGGACUUCCAGACGAGACGAUCCUUGUCCAGAUGAGCUCGGCCAGCGGCAUCAAAGACAAAUCCACACGGGACGCAUUCCAUGCCGGGUUGAAGCUGGUGAUUGCAGGGUUGAGGGCUAAUGAGGUGAGGGAUUUCGAAAAGGUGGCGCAUACUCUCUCUGAGUAUCGACGGCAAUUCUUCGCCGAGAGAGAAGAGAAAGAGCGGCAGGAGGACGAUGACAGCCAAAAGCAAGUGCAACAAGAGCACCGGGAGCACCAAGAGCAAGAAGCAGAGGCUGUGGACUCUUAG